Molecule: messenger RNA, 1036 nt
Organism: Capsicum annuum
Lineage: Eukaryota; Viridiplantae; Streptophyta; Magnoliopsida; Solanales; Solanaceae
Product: probable acetyltransferase NATA1-like
Exons: 1
Coding region: 122-838 (238 amino acids)
Molecular function (GO): N-acetyltransferase activity
Source: RefSeq, a predicted model, not a curated record
CAUACUUUGGUUCCGGACUCCAAAUUCUUCAAUACGUCCAUUCCCACAGCAUAUCAUUUAGUCCAGAGGCCACACUUUCCCCAUUUUACCUCUCCAAAACCUUCAAUCCUUUCUAACAACAAUGGCCGCCGCCGCACCUCCGCCGCCACCAUCACCAGCUCCCUCCGCUAUCUCCGAAGACCUUCUCCCAACCAGUCACAAUCUAUUUUCCCGAAUCCGACUCGCUAAAAUCGCCGACGUUCCCCAUAUUCACAAACUCAUCCACCAAAUGGCCGUUUUCGAACGACUCACUCAUCUCUUCUCCGCCACCGAAUCUUCACUCUCCUCAACUCUCUUCCCCCCAAACCCCCCUCAACCAUUCACCUCAUUCACCGUCUUCCUUCUAGAAGUUUCCAGAACACCUUUCGUCUCAAUUGACCAAAUUAACCCGAGUUUCGACCCGGUUUAUAAAACCGUAAUGAUUGAUGUCCCGAUUAAUGACCCGGAAGCGGAGUUGUUUAAAUCGGGCGCUGGUGGAGGUGGAAAUGACAUUGUUGUUGCUGGUUUUGUUUUGUUUUUUCCGAAUUACUCGACGUUUUUAGCGAAACCGGGGUUUUACAUUGAGGAUAUUUUUGUGAGGGAGUGUUAUAGGAGGAAGGGUUUUGGGAAGAUGUUGUUGUCCGCAGUAGCGGCGCAGGCAGCGAAAAUGGGGUAUGGGAGAGUGGAAUGGGUGGUAUUAGAUUGGAAUGUGAAUGCGAUUAAGUUCUAUGAGGAGAUGGGUGCGGAAGUUAUGAAGGAAUGGAGGGUUUGUAGGUUGACUGGUGAGGCUCUUCAAACGUUUGCAAAUGUUAACAUUUAAGGGGCAACGCGGUGCACUAAAGCCAGAUUAUAAGGAUCUAUUGUAAGCAGAAUUAACAUUUUGAGUUUAGUUGUCUUUAGUUUUAUGCUUGAUACUCCGUUGUUAUGCGUGGAUGUAUGAGAUGUAACGGUAGUAUGGGAUGAAGAUUGUGAGUGUUUUUGGUAAAACUUAAAUAAAGAAUUUUAUGUGUUUUCGGUA